AUGACAAUGAUCCCAGGUUUUUUCAAGGUUUUUCUGGCUGACACGACCGAUGACCGUUUGGAAAUCCCUCCAUCGUUCACGAGAAGGCUCGAUAAGCCCUUGCCAGAGGAAGUCCAUUUGAAGGACAAAAAGGGGAACGUAUGGACGGUGAUAACGGGCCGGGCCGGGCCCAAUUGGCUCUUCCUCGGUGGGUGGGCCCAUUUCCGGCUCGACAAUGCGCUUGAAAGUGGUGACAUGUUGUUUUUCGACUACCAAGGGCAGGGCAUGUUCAAAAUCCGCAUCCACGGGACAAAUGCAACCGAGAAGGAGGCACCGCGUAACCCUCGUUGGGCCCGCGUGUUGAAGAAUAAUAAUAAUAAGAAGAAAAAGAAGAAGCAUGGGCUCGAGCGAAUCGUGGUUUAUGAUUUAGUUUCCGAUUCCGAAACAGAGGAAGAAUAUGUUCGAACUGCCGCCGACAAUAGCAGAAAGCGGCCGAGGAACGAGGCUAAAAGGGACAGCGAGCAGAUGGGUCGUUCGGAGGUUGCAAAUGUUGGACUCGCCGUGAAGCCCAAGAAUCCCUACUUUAUCACCAAAAUAAUGCCAAGGCGGCCGCAUGACGUGGUAAGCGCAUUCUCGGUUGAACAGAAUUUCGGCUACUUUCACAUUGAGUUUAUUCCGAUGGAGGUGGUGAAGGACUACGAGCUCGACUUCUCGAACGAAAUCACACUCGUGGAUUCGAACAACCGAGAAUUCCGCGGAAAGGUCCGAAAAUGGGGGGACGGUCGAGUGGUGAUAUCGGGUGGGUGGAAAUGCCUGUGGCGGAUGAACUUGGCAAAGGAGGACGAUAAGGUCAUUUGCGAGUUUGUCUCCGGCGAAAAUGGUUGCCGGCUGAUGAUGAAGGUCAGCUUUGUCCGGGCAGCCGAGUUAAGGGCAGCUGGGCUUUGA
Molecule: messenger RNA, 924 nt
Organism: Striga asiatica
Lineage: Eukaryota; Viridiplantae; Streptophyta; Magnoliopsida; Lamiales; Orobanchaceae
Source: the annotation of a GenBank genome assembly